This is a messenger RNA of Sarcophilus harrisii (Tasmanian devil), 1422 nucleotides long. RefSeq names its product glutaminyl-peptide cyclotransferase like (gene QPCTL). The transcript has 7 exons. The coding region runs from base 16 to 1266 and encodes 416 amino acids. Lineage: Eukaryota; Metazoa; Chordata; Mammalia; Dasyuromorphia; Dasyuridae. The record is from RefSeq and is a predicted model, not a curated record. Gene Ontology annotation, molecular function: glutaminyl-peptide cyclotransferase activity; zinc ion binding.
GGCAGGUCCGGGGCCAUGCGGAAAGGCGGCGGCGGGGGCCCCGCGGGCGGCGGGGGGCGGGCGCGGCGGCGGAGCGGGGAGCGCGGUGCGCCCGAGCCUCUGCAGGCCCGGCCCCCGCUCCGACGCCGGCUGCUCCGGCCGCCGCUGCCGCUGCUGCUGGUGGCCCUGGCCGUGAGCACCGGGCUCUACGUGGCUUGGGCGCCGGGGGGAGGGGCAGGAGAAGGGUCCGGAGCGGGGGGAAAGGGAGGCGUCGCGGAAAGAGCAGCAGCGGCCCGGAGGAGGAGCGGCGGCGGCGGCGGCGGCCCCAAGCUGCAGGCCCAGUCCCGGCCAGCCCGAAGCCUGCCUGAAGUCCACCUUAGGGCCCUGUUAGAACAAGUGGACCCCCAACGGCUCUGGGCCAAGUACCUUCAGCCCCUCCUGGUUGAAAGGACACCAGGCAGUCCUGGGAAUUUGAAGGUCCGACAGUUCCUGGAGGAUGAGCUCCGGGCUCUAGGUGCUGGCUGGCACGUGGAGCUGGACGCCUUCUCAGCCCCGACACCACUAGGGCCUGUGGCCUUCGCCAAUGUGAUUGCCACACUGUCCCCAGAAGCCCCCCGCCGCUUGACCCUGGCUUGCCACUUGGACUCCAAGCUCUUCCCCUCAGGUGCACCCCCGUUCCUGGGUGCCACAGACUCUGCUGUGCCCUGUGCUCUGCUUCUUGAGCUUGCUCGUGCCCUUGACCGGCAGCUUGGCCAUUCCAAGAACAAGGGUGCUCCUGUGACCCUUCAGCUCCUUUUCCUUGAUGGGGAGGAGGCCUUGAAGGAAUGGGGGCCAGAGGACUCUCUGUAUGGGGCCCGCCACUUGGCCCAGCGCAUGGAGCAGACCCCCCAUGGCUCUGGCACCUCAGAGAUUCAGGCGAUUGAAUUGUUUGUCCUCCUGGACCUGCUGGGAGCCCCCGACCCCAUCAUUAAGAGUCACUUCUCCAACACAGCCCCCUGGUUCAAGCGACUGAGCUCGAUAGAGAAGCGGCUCCACCGGCUGGGGCUUCUGGCUUCCCAUCCUCGGGAGGUGACGUAUUUCCAGCAAGGCCCUCCCUACGGAGCCGUGGAUGACGAUCACGUCCCAUUCCUGCGAAGAGGCGUUCCCGUUCUGCACCUCAUCCCCACCCCCUUCCCCGCCGUCUGGCACACACCCGCUGACACUGAAGCCAAUCUGCAUCCGCCCACAGUGCACAACCUCAUCCGCAUCCUUGCCAUCUUCGUGACUGAGUACUUGGGUCUCCUCUAGCCACUGGACAACCCCAGAACAAGGCCAGUUCUGGGCUCCCGCACUCGCGGGGCCCCAGAGCACACGGACUGUCCCUUCCAGAGAGUGGGGGGCAGGAACAGCCAGACUGUGACCCUCAGGGACUGAUUACUCAAACGUGCUACUGUGAGAAAAAUC